Molecule: messenger RNA, 6950 nt
Organism: Salarias fasciatus (jewelled blenny)
Lineage: Eukaryota; Metazoa; Chordata; Actinopteri; Blenniiformes; Blenniidae
Gene: vwa8
Product: von Willebrand factor A domain containing 8
Exons: 45
Coding region: 145-5835 (1896 amino acids)
Cellular component (GO): cytoplasm
Molecular function (GO): ATP hydrolysis activity; ATP binding
Source: RefSeq, a predicted model, not a curated record
GUUCUGUCCUGCCGUUAUUUUCCUCCGGCAGCGCCAACAUGAAGUGACCGGUGUUAUGAAAUGAGAAAAGGGGACAGGAAAGGUCAUUGAAACACCAAGUUUUAUCGUUUUCUGGAGCAUUUCUGGAUGGCGGCGCUGUGAAGGAUGCACUCCCAGGUUCUGUGCAGCGGCACGGCGGCGGCCGUGGCCGCCCGGAGGAUGAGGACGCUGCUGGGGCCAGUGGUGGGGAGGAACGGCUGGAAGAGGAAAACACACGAGGUCAAACUCCUCAACACCUCCUCAGGUGACACAGUGAAGAUCGGGGAUAUCACGUAUCGACUGAAAACACCUCGGAAUCCAGAGCUCGUCCCGGUCAAACACCUUCCAGACUACCUGCCGCAGACCGUGGCUCAGCAUCUGCGAUGGAUCAUGCAGAAGGACCUGCUGGGGCAGGACGUGUUCCUCAUCGGGCCCCCCGGGCCCCUGCGGCGCUCCAUCGCCAUGCAGUACCUGGAGUUGACUAAACGGGAGGUGGAGUACGUCGCUCUGUCCAGAGACACGACAGAAACCGACCUGAAGCAGAGGAGGGAGAUCCGGUCGGGGACGGCCUUCUACAUCGACCAGUGCGCCGUGAGGGCGGCCACCCAGGGCCGGGUCCUGGUCCUGGAGGGGCUGGAGAAGGCCGAGAGGAACGUCCUGCCCGUGCUCAACAACCUGCUGGAGAACCGAGAGAUGCAGCUGGAGGACGGGCGCUUCCUCAUGUCGGCAGAGCGAUACGACAAACUGCUGCAGGAGCACUCGAAGGAGGAGCUGGACGGCUGGAAGAUCGUUCGCGUCAGCGAGGACUUCAGGGUCAUCGCCCUCGGCCUCCCCGUUCCCAAGUACAAGGGCAACCCGCUGGACCCCCCGCUGCGCUCCCGCUUCCAGGCCCGGGACGUCUACUACCUGCCUUUCAAGGACCAGCUGGAGCUGCUGUACUCGGCAGGACCGAACGUCCCGGCAGAACGGGUGUCCCAGCUGCUGUCCCUCGCCACCACGCUGUGCUCUCAGGAGUCGUCCCUCCUGGGCCUGCCGGACUUCCCGGUGGACAACCUCGUGCCGGCGCUGCGCGUCCUGAACUCGUUCCCGGCGCUGUCGCCGCAGCAGCUGGUGCAGCGGCUGUACCCCUACAGCAGCAUCCUGGGCCGGGAGGGCCGCGGCGCCGUGGAGGGCGUGCUGAGCAGGUUCGAGCUCCUGGACGGCCGCCGCCCGCCGCCGCCCUGCAGCAUCCAGACGGUCUCCAGCAGCAAGGACGGCGGCGGACUGGCCGACGUGACGCUGCGCACGGCGGACGGCGAGGUCACCUUCCAGGUUCCGGCGGGCACCCGGCGGCCGCGGCCCCCCGACAGCAGCCCCGCCUUCAUCAACACGCCCAGCCACGUCCAGCUGAUGGCCGACAUGAUGCAGUCGCACAUGGUGAAGGACGUCUGCCUGAUCGGAGCCAAGGGCUGCGGGAAGUCGGUGAUCGCCAGAGAGUUCGCCGAGAUGCUGGGCUACAGCGUGGAGCCCGUCAUGCUCUACCAGGACAUGACGGCCCGGGACCUGCUCCAGCAGAGGUACACCCUCCCCAACGGGGACACGGCGUGGAGGCCGUCGCCACUGGUCACCGCCGCCAUCGAGGGCAAGCUGCUGCUUCUGGACGGCGUCCACAGGGUCAACCUGGGGACGCUGGCCGUGCUGUCCAGGCUGCUGCACGACCGGGAGCUGGACCUGUAUGACGGGACCAGGCUGCUGAGGUGGGACCGGUACCAGGCGCUGAAGGAGCAGCUGCAGUUCACCGACCAGCAGAUGCAGGAGCGGUCCAUCCUGGCCGUCCACCCGUCGUUUCGGGUGCUGGCGCUGGCCGAGCCCCCGGCGGUGGGCGGCGGUCCGGCCGGCCGGGGCCAGCAGUGGCUGGGUCCGGAGCUGCUCACCAUGUUCCUGUACCACAGCGUCCGGCCGCUGGGCCAGGCGGAGGAGAUGGACCUCAUCCUGGGACUGACUCCCGCCGUUCCAAAGGAGGCGGCGGAGCAGCUGCUGCAGCUCACACACACUCUGAGGAAGACCAGCGACCCCACAGCGCAGUCCCUGGCCUCGUCGCUCUCCACCAGGCAGCUGCUGAGGAUCUGCCGCCGGCUCUCCCAGUACCCCGAGGAGAGCGUGGCUCACGCCGUCAGUAAAGCCUGUCUCUCCAGGUUCCUGCCCAGUCUGGCCCGUGCCUCUCUGGAAAAGACCCUGACCAACUGCUCCAUCCAGACCAGCCCGGAUCCAGCAGAGUCCAGCCGGGAUCGUCCCUGCGUGGUCAAAGACGGAGUGUUGACUAUCGGAGAAGUUUCUGCUCCGGUUUACAACCCCAGCGAGAAAAUGAAGAUUCCCGACGUGCUGUUCUACGACAAUCCACAGCACAUGAUGGUGAUGGAGGACAUGCUGAAGGACUUCCUGCUGGGGGAGCACCUGCUGCUGGUGGGAAACCAGGGCGUGGGGAAGAACAAGAUCGUGGACAGAUUCCUGCACCUUCUCAACAGGCCCAGAGAGUAUCUGCAGCUCCACAGGGACACGACGGUCCAGACUCUGACCCUGCAGCCGUCCGUGCGAGACGGGAUUAUCACGUACGAAGACUCUCCUCUGGUGAAGGCGGUGAAGUUCGGCCACGUCCUAGUGAUCGACGAGGCCGACAAGGCUCCCACCAACGUCACCUGCAUCCUGAAGACCCUGGUGGAGAGCGGCGAGAUGAUCCUGGCCGACGGGCGGAGGAUCAUCUCAGAUCCCGGUGAAGCCGCAGGACGACCCAACGCCAUCGUCAUGCACCCAGACUUCAGGAUGCUGGUUCUGGCCAACAGACCCGGAUUUCCUUUCCUGGGAAAUGACUUCUUCGGAGCUCUAGGCGACAUCUUCAGCUGCCACGCCGUGGACAACCCCAGGCCGCAGGCGGAGCUGGCCAUGCUGAAGCGGUACGGCCCCGACGUGCCGGACGCCACGCUGCACAAGCUGGUGGCCGCCUUCGGAGAGCUGAGGGCCAUGGCCGACCAGGGCGCCAUCGCCUACCCCUACUCCACCCGCGAGGUGGUCAACAUCGUCAAGCACCUCCAGAAAUUCCCAAACGAGGGUCUUGCCAACGUGGUGCGGAACGUCUUCGACUUCGACUCGUACAACAAGGACAUGCGGGACGUUCUGAUCGAGGCUCUGCACAAGCACGGCAUCCCCAUCGGGGCCAAGCCCACCUCCGUCAGGCUGGCCAAGGAGCUGCCGCUGCCCGAGGCCAAGAUGACCGGGUAUUGGACCGUCAACCAAGGCGGCAACGCUCGCCGGAAGCUCCUCUGUCCCACCGAGACGCGUCCCAUCGACAUCAAGGGCCCCGCCUUCCUCCGGGUGCAGACGUCGCCCUGCGACCGGCAGGAGAGCCGAGCUCUGAGCUUCAGUGAGGAAAAAGCCUCGUGGCAGAUUCCAAUGAACGAGGUCAACAUCAUCUGUGACGUGGCCACCAGAGACGACUGGCUGUUCGUGGCCACCUGUAACCCCGUGUCGCUGCUCGCCAUGAGGGAGCGCGGCGACCGGAUCCAGAGCCUGGAGCUCUACGACGUCUUCCCCCGCACCAUCAGCGGCGUCUGGCAGCCCUUCGUCACGCUCGCUCCGCUGGGCGGCCCCCUGGAGGGCCAGGUGGUCCUGCACGAGGAGCAGAGUAACACCGUUCUCCAUCUGGACCUGGUCACCGGCGCCGUGCGGAGGCUGCUGCUCUCUCCGGAAGACGAGCAGCCCGGCGCUCGAACCGCCAACUGGUGGAGCAGCAAGGAGCAGCAGGCGGCUCAUAAGAUGUGUCGGGACUUCGCCCAUAAGAACUGGCUGCUCUUCUACAAGGAGGACGGCAACCAGCUGGAGGUGCUGGACGUGCUGGAGGGCCGGGUUCACUCCAUCUCCCUGCCCAUCAACCUCAAGUCCGUGUUUCUGGUGGCCGAGGACCGCUGGCUGCUGCUGGAGAGCAGCACCAACCAGAAGUUCCUGCUGACCAAGCCCAUGCACAUGAAUGCCGAGGACUCUGGAGUGUGUCAGCUUCACAGCAUCAGCGACGACUCGGCCAGCUCAGCCGCCGCCUCCCUACCCAGCAUGCUCUCCUGCGAGCAGCUCCCCAACGAGAACCUGAGCGCCGCCCUGGACCAGAAGAUCGUGUCGCCGAACCGCGUGCUGGCCGACUCGUCCUGCUUCGCCCGGAUCGUGGUGGGCUUCCCGGACCUCAUGUCCCCCAGCGAGGUGUACAGCUUCCCCCGGCCGGCCGACCUGACGGAGAUGAAGGACGGCGGUGGCGGCGGCGGCGCUCACCUCUUCUUCAGGGGGGGGCUCCGGUCCGGCGCCGCCAAGCGGGAGAACUGCGUCAGCCUGCUGGCGGCCAAUCAGGUGGUCCGAGCUCUCCCGCCCAGCAAGGUGCCCCUGAAGGAGAUCUACCCCAAAGACGUGACUCCUCCCAUGACGGCGGCGUACCUGGAGGUGACGGACCUGAACUCCAAGAAAGUCAAAUACAUUCCAGUUCCGAGGUCCGCCUCCGUGUCUCCCUACACCAGCUGGCUGUCCCGGGUGUCGGAGUGCGACGUGGUGAUGGCGGCUCUGGGCUCGGGGGGCGUGGUCACCGUGGACAUGGGCGGAGCCGUGCGGCUGUGGGAGACGGGGCUGGACAGCCUGCAGCGCUCCCUGAUGGAGUGGAGGAACAUGAUCGGGACGGAGGACGGCCGGCCGGUGCAGAUCACCAUUCAGAGAGACAGCGGCUUGGAUGUCACGGCGCCCAAACACGGCAAGAUCGACGCCAACAACGCUCCUCACGUCGGGGGAAACCAGUGGGCCGGAGGCACAGGCGGCAGAGACACAGCGGGGCUGGGCGGGAAGGGCGGGCCCUACCGGCUGGACGCCGGCCACAAGGUGUACCAGAUCUCCCAGGCCGAGAAGGACGCCGUCCCCGAGGAGAUCCGCCGCGCCGCCCGGGAGAUGGGCGAGAAGGCCUUCAAAGAGAGGCUGAAGGAGAUCGACAUGAGCGAGUACGACGCCGAGACGUACGAACGCUUCUCCAGCGCGGUGAGGAGGCAGGUGCAGUCGCUGCGCAUCAUCCUGGACAGUCUGCAGGCGAAGGGGAAGGAGCGUCAGUGGCUGAAGAACCAGGCGCUGGGAGAGCUGGACGACGCCAAGAUCAUCGACGGGCUCACCGGAGAGAAGGCCAUCUAUAAACGGAGGGGGGAGCUGGACCCAGAGCUGGGGAGUCCUCAGCAGAAGCCGAAGCGCCUGCGGCUGCUGGCCGACGUGUCGGGCAGCAUGUACCGCUUCAACGGCGUGGACGGCCGGCUGGAGCGCUCCAUGGAGGCCGUGUGCAUGGUGAUGGAGGCCCUGGAGAGCUACGAGCACAAGUUCAAGUACGACGUGGUCGGCCACUCGGGCGACGGCUGCGACAUCGAGCUGGUGGCGGCGGACAAGGUCCCGAAAAACAACAAGCAGCGGCUCCGCGUCCUGAAGACCAUGCACGCCCACGCCCAGUUCUGCAUGAGCGGCGACUUCACGCUGGAGGGCACGGAGGCCGGCGUGCGGGCGCUGGCGGCGGAGGAGGCGGACGAGCACUUCCUGGUGGUGCUGAGCGACGCCAACCUGGAGCGCUACGGCAUCCGGCCCGAGAGGCUCGCCCAGGCGCUGACCUCCGACCCCCGGGUCCACGCCUUCGCCAUCUUCAUCGGCUCCCUGGGCGACCAGGCCGAACGGCUGCAGAGGACUCUCCCAGCCGGACGCUCCUUCGUGGCCAUGGACACCAAGCAGAUCCCCCAAAUCCUGCAGCAGAUCUUCACCUCCACCAUGCUGUCCAGUGCCUGAGACACACACACACACACACACACACACACACACACACACACACACACACACUCUCUGUACUGAAAGGUUUGUCCUGUCAAACCUCAUUACUGUCACAGUGUCUUCAGCUCAUCAGAUCCAGAAUCAGGCGUAUUUAUUACUGUAGCAAAGAGUGUCUGUGUGUGUGUGUGUGUGUGUGUGUGUGUGUGUGUGUGUGUGUGUGUGUGUGUGUGUGUGUGUGUGUGUGUGUGUGUGUGUGUGUGUGUGUGUGUGUGUGUGUUGACCCUCUGGGUGGAGACAGUUUGUUUUCUGUGAUCUUGUUGCGCCCCUGAGCAGCAGGGACACCGUGCACGCCCCCUGUCUCCGUGCACGCCCCUGGAGCCCGCUGUCUCGGACCCCGUGUGGGGAUCAAACACACAGCCUGACCUGUCGCCGUCUGGAAUUGUUUGUGACACACACACACACACACACACACACACACACACACACCUACACACACACACACACACACACACACACGUCAGACGUUGCUGCGUUUCCACGUGUUUGGACUCGUUGCCUUCUAAUAAACGGCUUUAGACUCAGAACCCGGACAGUCGUUCAGAAAAUAACUUAAACAGCUCGACUUGCUUCAAGUGAUGCUGCUGAUCCGGGUCUGAUUCAUCGUCACAUCAGACAUCAGUCCUGUGAAGAAUGGAGGCUGUGCCGUGGUGAAGUGGUCCGCCCGGUCAGGGCCAACAUUUUCCUCCAAACAUCAGGAUGUAGGAAUCGAACAGGAGGUGUUUUUGAUGUGAGGCGGCAGUGCUCACCACUGCACCACCCUGGAGCAGCAGCGGCACAGCAGCUGUCUCCAGUGGGGCGUUCCUCCGGGUCGGAGGUCGUCGCCGGGCUGUCGGCUGCUCUCCUGCUGUUCAGGAUGUGAUCAAUAAUCCGCAGCGAUCAGCGAAUCGAUCGCUGCGUCCCGUCGGUGUCGACCCACUUCACUCUGCCAGAUGAAACCAGCCAGCAGUGGACAGAGAAACGCUUCCCAUCACCUCCGUCUGUCUCGUCUCUUUAGCUUGUAUGAUUUUAUUCAUCCAUGUGGAAAAACAAUGUAAAAGUAAUGUACAAAAUUUAAAUAAAUCAUUUUAACGCUG